AAAUUAAAGAAGAUUAAACAGAAUUAACCGUGUUGCAGCUCGUUGUUUGUAGGUAAAGGUUUGUUUGCCGAACUUCGGUAUAGUUUCAUUUCGUGAAAUACAAGGAAGAAUCCAAGUAGCUGAAAUGGAGAUGGAGGACAAAUCCAGCCUGCUGCUCUCCUUCCACACUGAGAUCAAACAAGAACCAGUAGAUGCUGAUUGUGACAGUGGAGCUCAGUGUUCAUUGGUGGAUUCAGAGAUGACAUCAGUAAAGCAGGAAGACAGAAGUCAAAUACUGGGACUGAAUGUUAAAAUUAAAAAUGAAGAGCAGGAGGAGAAGCAUUUUGGGGAUUUAAUUGGUCAAGAUGUAUUUGCUGAAGUUGAUACAUUUACUACAUCUGGAGAGAAACAACAGGAAGACUGCAACAAUAAGAAGUCUCACCACUGCCCCCGUUGUGGUAAACGUUUCGUAAAUGAAUCAGAUAUAAAAAGACACAUUAACAUAUGUACAAGAGAGAAGUCUUACUCCUGUUCUGACUGUGGGAAGAGUUUCUCUAAUUUAUGUUACCUUAAAGCUCACCAGCGCAAGCAUACAGGAGAGAAGCCUUUCUCCUGUUCUGACUGUGGGAAGAGUUUCUCUUGGGUAGGUAGCCUUAAAGUUCACCAACGCAUACACACUGGAGAGAAACCUUAUUCCUGUUCUGACUGUGGGAAAAGUUUUUCUCAGUUGGCUAAGCUUAAAAUUCACCUGCGCAUACACACUGGAGAGAAACCAUAUACUUGUUCUGACUGUGGGAAAGGUUUCAUUACAUCAUCUGAACUUAAUAGCCAUAAGAGAGUGCACACAGGAGAGAAGCCAUACUCCUGUUAUGAAUGUGGGACAGGUUUUUCACAAUUAAGUUAUCUUAAAAAGCACCAGCAUGUACACACUGGAGAGAAACCUUAUUGCUGUUCUGACUGUGGGAAGAGUUUUUCUCAGUUAGGUAUGCUUAAAAGGCACCAGCACACACACACUGGAGAUAAACCGUACUCUUGUUCUGACUGUGGGAAAGAUUUUAUUUCAUCAUCUGAACUUACUAGCCAUAAGAGAGUGCACACAGGAGAGAAGCCUUAUUCCUGUUCUGACUGCGGGAAGAGUUUUUCACAUUUUGGUACUCUUAAAAACCACCAGCACAUACACACUAGAGAGAAACCUUAUCGGUGUUCUGACUGCGGGAAGAGUUUUUCUCGGUUAGAUUAUCUCAAAAGGCACCAGCACACACACACUGGAGAUAAACCAUAUCCUUGUUCUGACUGUGGGAAAGGUUUCUUUACAUCAUCUGAACUUAGUAUCCAUAAGAGAUUGCACACAGGAGAGAAGCCUUACUUCUGUUCUGAUUGUGGGAAGAGUUUCUCUUGGGUAGGUAGCCUUAAAAUUCACAUGCGCACGCACACUGGAGAGAAACCUUAUUGCUGUUCUGACUGCGGGAAGAGUUUUUCUCAGUUAGCUAAGCUUAAAAGUCACCAGCGCUUACACAUUUGAGAUCAACCUUGCUCCUGACUGUGGGAAAGGUUUCAAAAUACACUACUCAAAAAGUUAAGGGAACACUUAUUUCACACAUCAGGUCUUGAUUAACUAAAUAUAUUAAAGAUCAAUCUAUACUGUACAUUGUGUAAUUGUUUA
Esox lucius (northern pike) is the source of this 1642-nucleotide messenger RNA. Its product is annotated as zinc finger protein OZF-like. The record is from RefSeq and is a predicted model, not a curated record. Lineage: Eukaryota; Metazoa; Chordata; Actinopteri; Esociformes; Esocidae. The transcript has 3 exons. Bases 125 to 1501 code for a protein of 458 amino acids. Gene Ontology annotation, cellular component: transcription regulator complex; PcG protein complex. Gene Ontology annotation, molecular function: RNA polymerase II cis-regulatory region sequence-specific DNA binding; DNA-binding transcription factor activity, RNA polymerase II-specific. Gene Ontology annotation, biological process: regulation of transcription by RNA polymerase II.